Molecule: messenger RNA, 1080 nt
Organism: Drosophila mojavensis
Lineage: Eukaryota; Metazoa; Arthropoda; Insecta; Diptera; Drosophilidae
Exons: 2
Coding region: 313-696 (127 amino acids)
Source: RefSeq, a predicted model, not a curated record
UUGAGGAGUCUACGGCCACUAGGGUCGUGGCAAUCGGUAUUUACAGUGCCCGAAUUGCGACAUUUAUAUGCAAUAAUCAAUAAAGAAGAUGUGGGUUCCACCAGAAAGAGGAUCCGGAGCACAUAGAAGAUGCGGACAAGAAUCGACUUUCUGCUACAACUGCGACAUCGACGUUCAGUAUCGCUGAGGAUAUAUAAACAGAUAUCCAAUUGGAAGUUUGACCAAAACGGAAGAGCAAACUUCUGCGGAGGCUACAACGGCGACUGGAAGUGCAGCUGAAGAGAAAAGCGACAAUAUCGAAGUUCUCCAGUGAUGACCACAACAGCGACACCAACAAUGGAGCUAAAAAUGCACUACAAACGAAACAAUGGCUGUUCUAAGGCAUCAGCCUCAAAAAAGGACGUCUCUCACAUGGAGGCUUUGGCUUCGCCAACAAUGAAGCGAUCGACAACUUCCUCAAGAAAUGCAAUCAGCUGUAUUAUUGCAACAAACGAUGACACCUAUAAGCCGCAGAAGUUCUUUAAAGAGGCACGACUUCACUUGGCAUGGGAACCGCCACCUGAGCAAAAGACCAAGGUGAUGGUGGCAUACUCGGUUUAUCUGGAUGUCACAUUCUCUGGGCCAUGCAGAAUGUUCAGGCACGAACAUAAGGAUUGCAAGCAUGAUCAUUUCGUCAAGAAUACUAACAAUUAUUAAAUUUGUAUUUGUCCUGUAUAUUGUUAAGAAAUCCACAGAUAGCAGUUCUGGACGUUACACACUUUGGCCCCCCGCAGAAUGUUCACGCAUGAACAUAUGAAUAUACGAAGAUCGUAUACAUGCCUCCGACGCACUCUACGACUAGCAGGUAGUGCGCUGGGAAAAGAUAAGGGUCACAUGUACGGACUGUAUAAAUAGACAAAUGGACACCAACCCUUGCAACACCAGAGUCAGAUAUGUAAGAGACAAACACUGAGCCUUACAACCUCAGCGAUAGGAUAAGAAUAGCUAAUAGACUCACGUGGAGCCUUACAAACUCAGCGAUAAGAUAAGAAUAUGUAAUAGACCAAUGCUGAGCCUUACACACUCAGCAAUAGACGCACU